ACUAUAAUGAAACUUCUUCGCCCCCCCAGCCUCCAGAAGGUACCUCUGCAGGACCUACUGAUGCCCCCAUGGAGCCUGACCCCCCACUGGUCCAAACAGAACCCACUGAGGAUGAACACAUGACCCCACCAGAACCCAGAACCACAGGAGUUUGGUUCAAAGGUCAAAACAUUUUGUCAUCAACACUGAGCCCACAUGAGGAGGAGGCGGGGCAAAUUGAGGAGGCGGGGCAAGUAAAGGACACGGAGCUAACUGAGGAGGUGGGGCAAGUGAAGGGGGCGGAGUUAACUGAGGAGGUGGGGCAAGUGAAAGGGGCAGAGCUAACUGAGGAGGUGGGGCAAGUGAAAGGGGCAGAGCUAACUGAGGAGGUGGGGCAAGUGAAGGGGGAGGGGCUAAGGGAGGAGGCGGGGCAGAGGGAGGAGCCGGAGGAGAACGUCCUCAGGAAGGAGGAGCCUUGGGAGAACUUAGAGACCAAAUCAUCUGUUGGUUCUGGUUCUGGUUCAGUCCCAUCAGUCCUGUUCGUGUGUCUGACUGCAGUCCUGGGUCUCAGGUUGUGAGGGUCCCCUCUCUGGUUCCAGAGACCAGCUGCUUCACCUGAUCCCAGCAGAACCUAACAGGUGGUAAAACCCACCACAGACCCGUCAGAACCAGCCAAGU
Austrofundulus limnaeus is the source of this 657-nucleotide messenger RNA. Its product is annotated as peptidase inhibitor 16. NCBI's taxonomy places the organism in Eukaryota, Metazoa, Chordata, Actinopteri, Cyprinodontiformes, Rivulidae. Gene Ontology annotation, cellular component: extracellular region. The record is from RefSeq and is a predicted model, not a curated record.